AUGGGGGAAAACGGGAAUGUACUUCGAACUCUGCAGACUGGUGGACUACGGAAGCAGACCAUGAAGAGUUGGAAGCAGAAUACUUAUUGCAAAAAGGACAUUUUCAGCAGAAGCAGAAGCAGAAGCAGAAGCAGAAGCAGAAGCAGAAGCAGAAGCAGAAGCAGAAGCAGAAGCAGAAGCAGAAGCAGAAGCAGAAGCAGAAGCAGAAGCAGAAGCAGAAGCAGAAGCAGAAGCAGAAGCAGAAGCAGAAGCAGAAGCAGAAGCAGAAGCAGAAGCAGAAGCAGAAGCAGAAGCAGAAGCAGAAGCAGAAGCAGAAGCAGAAGCAGAAGCAGAAGCAGAAGCAGAAGCAGAAGCAGAAGCAGAAGCAGAAGCAGAAGCAGAAGCAGAAGCAGAAGCAGAAGCAGAAGCAGAAGCAGAAGCAGAAGCAGAAGCAGAAGCAGAAGCAGAAGCAGAAGCAGAAGCAGAAGCAGAAGCAGAAGCAGAAGCAGAAGCAGAAGCAGAAGCAGAAGCAGAAGCAGAAGCAGAAGCAGAAGCAGAAGCAGAAGCAGAAGCAGAAGCAGAAGCAGAAGCAGAAGCAGAAGCAGAAGCAGAAGCAGAAGCAGAAGCAGAAGCAGAAGCAGAAGCAGAAGCAGAAGCAGAAGCAGAAGCAGAAGCAGAAGCAGAAGCAGAAGCAGAAGCAGAAGCAGAAGCAGAAGCAGAAGCAGAAGCAGAAGCAGAAGCAGAAGCAGAAGCAGAAGCAGAAGCAGAAGCAGAAGCAGAAGCAGAAGCAGAAGCAGAAGCAGAAGCAGAAGCAGAAGCAGAAGCAGAAGCAGAAGCAGAAGCAGAAGCAGAAGCAGAAGCAGAAGCAGAAGCAGAAGCAGAAGCAGAAGCAGAAGCAGAAGCAGAAGCAGAAGCAGAAGCAGAAGCAGAAGCAGAAGCAGAAGCAGAAGCAGAAGCAGAAGCAGAAGCAGAAGCAGAAGCAGAAGCAGAAGCAGAAGCAGAAGCAGAAGCAGAAGCAGAAGCAGAAGCAGAAGCAGAAGCAGAAGCAGAAGCAGAAGCAGAAGCAGAAGCAGAAGCAGAAGCAGAAGCAGAAGCAGAAGCAGAAGCAGAAGCAGAAGCAGAAGCAGAAGCAGAAGCAGAAGCAGAAGCAGAAGCAGAAGCAGAAGCAGAAGCAGAAGAGGCAGAAGCAGAAGCCUCAUUCGGAUUUGA
This is a messenger RNA of Aedes albopictus (Asian tiger mosquito), 1188 nucleotides long. Its product is annotated as serine/arginine-rich splicing factor 4-like. The record is from RefSeq and is a predicted model, not a curated record. NCBI's taxonomy places the organism in Eukaryota, Metazoa, Arthropoda, Insecta, Diptera, Culicidae. The transcript has 2 exons. The coding region runs from base 1 to 1188 and encodes 395 amino acids.